Messenger RNA from Caenorhabditis angaria, 1205 nucleotides. Lineage: Eukaryota; Metazoa; Nematoda; Chromadorea; Rhabditida; Rhabditidae. The record is from the annotation of a GenBank genome assembly.
AUGGAACUAAUUUGUCCGAGAUCUCCACCAAUUUAUUAUACAGUAAUCCUCCAUUCGAUUGCAGUUUUAUCGAUGGCAAUAAAUGGAUUUGGAAUAUAUUUGAUAAUUCAACAUUCAAAAAUAAAUAAAUCAAAAUAUCGUUUAUGUCAAUUAUAUUUUCUUAUAACAACAAUGUGUGUUGAAGUGUAUAUGUCACUUAUUGCUCCAGGUUAUUAUUAUUUUCCAAUGCUUGGCGGAUUUGAUUCAUCUUCAAUUACAGUCAAUCUUUUCCCACCAGAAUUGAGCACACUAUUUUAUUUCUUCUUUUUCUGUUUCGAACUUCCAGCACUUAUCAGUUGUUUUCAAUUUCGAAAUGAUGCUGCAUCUGAUUUAUCACCCAGACUAAAAGUUCCAAAAUCAAUCAAUUAUUUUAUGAAUUUUCUGGCUCAUUGUUUUCCAUUUUUAGUUGCUGGUUGUUUUCACAAUGGAACUCUUUCAAAACAUCAACAAUAUUUGAUUCUUCUCCAAAAAUUUCCAAAAUGUUUACAUAUUUUGGAUAUUCCUGGAUCAAUUGUGUAUGAAUAUGAAAAUAAUUUAUGGCUAAUUAUUGCUGGAAUGCUACCUCCUUUGUUUAUUUGCAUAUUUGCAAUGUAGGAGUUUUUUGAAAGAAAAAAGAGCUCUUGGAGUGUAAAUUCAAACGUUAGCUACUUGAAUUUUUAUAUUUUUUAUUAGGACUCUGUUGUAAAAUUCUCAAAUUUCUUUCACAUUGAUCCAAAGCUUUUUAUUUUUCCAUUCAGAUUCGGUAUUUUCCUCACUGGUCAUACAAUUUACAUCCUUCAAAAAAUGCGUAAAUUCAUGUCUGCUUCGACUUUCAAACUUCACAAAACUGCUCUAAUUACUCUUGUUUUACAAUGCUUUAUUCCCUUCAGUUGUGUUGGUAUUCCACUUAUUAUUAUUUUUACAGUAAUUUUGAAUAAUUAUGUUGAAUAUCAAGGUAUUUAUGUUAUCUAUCUAUUAAAAAUAUUUUUUUUUAUUCUGAUCCUCAAAAUUUUUCAGAAUUAGCAACUGAUACAAUGAUUUUAAUAUCAACUCAUUCAAUGGUUUCAACAAUUGUUAUGAUUGCAAGUAAUAGCCAUUUUAUGGAAAAAGUUCGAGAAAUUCUUGAAUUUUUUAAAAAAUCUACACCAAAAAUUAGUUCAAUUGUUGAAAGAACUAUUCAAAUAUAA